Orcinus orca (killer whale) is the source of this 664-nucleotide messenger RNA. It is a transcript of the gene SMIM18, whose product is annotated as small integral membrane protein 18. Lineage: Eukaryota; Metazoa; Chordata; Mammalia; Artiodactyla; Delphinidae. The transcript has 3 exons. The record is from RefSeq and is a predicted model, not a curated record. Bases 226 to 522 code for a protein of 98 amino acids.
CUCCAUUGUGGUUCAACCAAUAGAAGCACAGCUCCAUCUUGGCUGUGCACUAGACUGCAUUACAAACAGACGGAUACCAUCGCUUCAACUGCAGCCUUUCAGACAAGAGCCAUUAUUUCCUGAUUCAGAUCACCUGUCCUGGAAGUUUAAAGGAGUGGAAAUAGACAGAAAUACACUGAACCAAGAAGAUUCAAACGAGCUAUAUAAGAAGUGGAAUCUCUAAGAAUGGCCUCCCAGAGCUCAAGCCUCUGGAAUGAAACAACUACAUCUGUUUAUCAGUACUUUGGUUUUCAAGUUCAAAAAAUUUACCCUUUCCAUGAUAACUGGAACACUGCCUGCUUUGUCAUUCUGCUUUUAUUUAUAUUUACAGUGGUAUCUUUAGUGGUGCUGGCUUUCCUUUAUGAAGCGCUUGACUGCUGUUGCUGUGUAAAAAACAAAACUGUGAAAGACUUGAAAAAUGAACCGAACCCUCUUAGAAGUAUGAUGGACAACAUCAGAAAACGUGAAACUGAAGUGGUCUAGUACUCUACAUAAGAUGAACAAAAGCUCUGAAAACAGCCGUCAAUUACUGAGAAAAAAAGAAAAAUUUCUGAGGUCAACCGUUAUUACAAAACCGACUACGAAUAAUUAAAAGAUUUCUACUAGAAGGGAAAAACAAGUUAAA